UGUUGCAUACAUUGCUCCAGGUGCUAAUUUGAUCUUAUCGUAGUUUAGUUAAAUCAAAUAUAAGGUUGAAAUGGCAAGCGGCAACAACUUCAGUGAAUUCGAUCAAUUUAACGUAACACAAAUUGGCCAAAAUGUUAGCAACGAUGGGAAUAAUGUUACAUCUCCGCCGCCUAGUCCACUUCCUCAGGAGCCGUUUUUUACACAAUUAGAAGUUGCUGUUUUUGGAAGCAUCAUUUGCAUAAUGUCCAUCAUUGGAAUAAUAUUAAACACCAUCACGUUCUUUGCAAUCUUAUUGAAUGCAAAACUGAAAAAUUCAGUUUUCAACGUUUUUAUAUCGAGUUUGUGCGUUUCUGACUUUUUAUCAUCAAUCAGCAAUCCGUUGUCAUUUUUUGCAUUGAUGGAAACUCAAAAAGAUUAUUUAUUUUCGGACAUGGUGUGUAAGUUGCAUACCGCUACUGAUAUAUGGACGACCAUAUGUACCAUUCAGCAUAUUCUUGUAUUUUCACUCCUUCGUCUUGUUGCUGUUUCGUAUCCUCAUCAUAUUAAACGUAUCAGUGUUUUGAUGGCCAAAAUCGGAGUUGCUGUCAUAUGGUUGGAAACUUUUGGAGUGUCUUUUGUACCCUACUUUCUCUUUAUGGGAGUAUUCAAAGGUUCUUCACUUGAUCCUAACGUUAUGUCGUGCAGGGCUGACGGACAGACAAUAAUAGCCUUCUCACAAUACAUAAAAUAUUCAUAUCCAAUCAUAUUCUAUGCACCUAUAAUUUUGGUGGUUAUAUGUUCCAUUGCUUUAAUAUAUCUCAUGAUACAAAGGAAAUUAUCCAAAGAAGCACUAGGAAAUGGCAGGAAGACAAAAGAUGAAAAUUUUGCCAUUCUUCAGCUAUCUUUAAUUUUGCUUUCUUUCCUGAUCGGAUAUAUUCCGGAUGUUGCUCGCCGACUAUUCAACACGAAUAACUCACUAAGAACCAAGUCGGAUUUGUUGAUUUAUAUUAUACCGAUAUUCAUUUUGCGAUUUUCGGAAUGUCUGAAUCCAGUAUUCUACAAUAUAUCUUCCAGCUCAAUUAGAAAUGCAUCUGUAGACUUACUCAAAAAAUUGUUUUGUUGCUGGAAACGAGAUUCGAGACCUUUGCAGGAAUCGGAACAAAAUCGAAGAAGGUUGCCUGGUAGUCAAGAAACAAAAUUUAGUGAGCAAAGCACAAGAAAAACCAAUGCAUAAAAUUUUGUGAUACACUAGUAUUAUUGAUCAAACAAUAGGAAACACAUGGAGAACAUUGACUGUGAAAAAUUGUAAAUUUACCUUCUGUAAAAUAUUUGUUACAAUUGUUUUUCAUAACAAAUUUUUACUCUUGUAUCUCAGUCAAAUGCACAAAAAAUGCAAUUUGAGUUCGGUAUGUGGCUCAAUGCAUAUGAAGAUGAAGACAAUCCACUCACGUGAAUAAUAGUUUAUAUGUAAUUUAUUUUUUCCAAACUUUCUUCAAAAGGAAACAACAUAGUUUCUAGUUGUCGCUGUUUCUUCAUUCAAUUCUAUUGCGAUGUUUUGUUGUUGUUAUGAUUAUAUAGCAAUUUGCUUUUUUAAUGAUCUAGAUAUUUAUAUUCAUAGUAAAAGUUAUUGUCAAAAAAGCUCUUUAAUUUAAAUAAGUUGCACACGUUAUGUAAAAGCUUUAUAAUGGUUUUGGUUGCUUUCAUAAUAUGUAUUCGUUUUGUAAUUUAAAAUUCUGUUUUACAAGUUUUGUGAAAGUUUGCCGUUAACGAUGUUAUUUCAGUCGAAUAUAGUUUUACUGAAAUGAGAAAUAUAGUCA
Messenger RNA from Styela clava, 1796 nucleotides. RefSeq lists its product as uncharacterized. The record is from RefSeq and is a predicted model, not a curated record. Gene Ontology annotation, molecular function: G protein-coupled receptor activity. Gene Ontology annotation, cellular component: membrane. Gene Ontology annotation, biological process: G protein-coupled receptor signaling pathway. NCBI's taxonomy places the organism in Eukaryota, Metazoa, Chordata, Ascidiacea, Stolidobranchia, Styelidae.